This is a messenger RNA of Plasmodium cynomolgi strain B, 3534 nucleotides long. Its product is annotated as WD-repeat protein. Gene Ontology annotation, molecular function: transferase activity; protein binding. The record is from RefSeq and is a predicted model, not a curated record. The transcript has 2 exons. NCBI's taxonomy places the organism in Eukaryota, Apicomplexa, Aconoidasida, Haemosporida, Plasmodiidae. The coding region runs from base 1 to 3534 and encodes 1177 amino acids.
AUGUUAAAUUCUUUCGAAGGAAAUACUCAAAAUGAAAUUCAGUCCACUUCGUUCCGCACGAAGAAGGUACAUACAAAUGAGUACACACAAGAUGGAGUAGCCAACAUAUCAAGUAAUCACUUUGCAAAAUACGAUGAACAGAUCAGCAUAGAUAAAGCUACUUCCAAUAGAAUUAGCUGUAGUAGCAGCUGCUGCGGAAACCGAAGUAGCGACUUCAGCGAGAGCCGAUGCAGCUACGGUAGCUCAAGUCGCGCCUCCAAUCGAGGCAAAAACCACAAGCGCAGAAAAGCCAGCGAAGGAAAUCACAAACCGAGCAGCGGAGACUCCAUAUGGGAAGGACUCCUAAAGAAAGAUGUCAUUCUCCUCCUAAUCCAAGCCAUAAAAAAUAUGGGUUAUAAAAAAUCAGCCAAACAUUUGGAGUUAGAAAGUGGCAUCGAACUGGAGCAACCAAUAGUGAAGGAAAUGCACAAGAAUGUCCUCUCAGGGAAAUGGAAAAAUGCAAUCAGUAACUUGAAAAGCAUACGUGUACAUAAAAAAAUCAUAAAGGCUAUUUCGUUCCUACUAUAUGAGCAAUGCUUUAUAGAGUAUCUAUAUGAAGGAAAGCAUUUUGCUGCUCUGAGAUGUCUAAGAAAUAAGCUAGCCAAGUUUUGCUUCGACGAGGAUACCUACAACAGAUUACACGAGUGCACAACUUUUUUUAUGUCCAUGAAUAGUACCCACUUGACAAAAAAGAGAAAAAAAAAUUACCAGACCAAGGUGAAGAAUUCACGUAAAUUAUUGUUUGAAAAAAUAAAUCGCUUGUUACCUGAACACGUUAUUCUUCCUCCGAGGAGACUAGCCAUUUUGCUUCAUCAGUCACUGAAAUACCAGGUUGACAACUGCUUGUUCCAUAAUAACUUCUCCGAGGUGAAGCUCAUAAGUGCGCUUCUGCAGAGGAAGAAGGGACGAGACGAGCUCGACGCCUCCAUCGAGGCGGGUGCCGCCAACGAAGCGAAUGCUGCAAAUGGAGUAAACGCUGCAAAUGGAGUAAACGUUGCAAAUGGAGUGAACGUUGCAAAUGGAGUGAACGUUGCAAAUGGAGUGAACGUUGCAAAUGGAGCGAACGUUGCAGACUCCGUGGACUCAGCCGAUCCGAACGCCAACGCGCAGAAAAUGACGCGAGUUCAGCCCACCACCCCUUGCAGCGCAGCGUGUAAAGCCAAAAGAUAUGAAUUUAAGAAGCAAAAAAAAUCGGAUUACAAGAACCAAGUGGACCAUGCCACCAACUCAUGUUUGAAUAAAAAAAAGAAUACCAAAACGGAGGAUGAACUGAACUUUAGUGUGAGCGACUUCUCUAGGUAUCACCAGAACGUGGGGGGAGAAUGCUCCUUGUACUACCACAAGGUGAAUCCCAAGAGUGGCCGUGCAGACUUGGCAGGGUCAGACGCCUAUGUCAGGCUAGACGACGCGGGAGCGGACAAGGGCAUUCCCUGCGAGCUUACCUCCAACGAGACGCUGCUAAACGAAGCGCUGCCGAACGAAACGGUGCUAAACGAAACGGUGCUAAACGAAGCGCUGCCGAACGAAACGGUGCUAAACGAAGCGCUGCCGAACGAAACGCUGCUAAACAAAACGCUGCUAAACAAAACGCCGCUAAACAAAACGCUGCCGAACGAGCCGCCGCCCGAUAAGCCAGGCAACUAUAUUAACACAACAACCCUCCUGUGGGACGAUGAACUCGUAGGGGAAAAUCAGUUUAACGUGACCAGUGACCAGCCCGUAAGAAAAAGCACAAAGCUCAAGUGCACGCUGCUACCGAGAGAAGCAGUGGAGGCGGGCUUCGCGCCAGGCGAGAAUGUCCACACGUCUCUCACGAGAGAAAGCACGAGCGACAGCGCGAAUGUCAGCGCGAAUGUUAGUGCUAAUACUGGUAUGAAUGCCAAGGUGACCAGCGCGACCACACUGUUCGCCAACCCCUUCCCUUGCCUGAAGGAAGCCAUCUUGAAAAAAGCCAAGUCCACGGCAUGCAGAAAGUACGCGAAGAUUGCGAGCAGCGGACCCAAAAUAUGCACCCUGAACGGAUCCACAAGCGAACAGCAGAAGGGAGAGGUCAUACUGGGGAAAAGUACAAGUGAGCUCAUUGUUGGAAAACACAAAAUACAGCAAGGAAGUAACAUAUCGAGUGCUAAAAAUGUGAUUAAUUUGAAUGACGGAUUUGUUAAUGCACAGGAGAAGGGAUUCGUAAUCCCACACGAUGGGGGAAAUGAAACUGAAGGAGGUACUAGAAAGGGGGACAGGGCAACCCUUGAAGGAUGCAACGGUGCAGAUGAGACACUGCACUUGCAAGCGGGUCAGGAUUACCACAACGUGCGUCAGGAGGGGAAACAUGAAGAAAAACAAAAAAAAGUGCGAGAGGAAAGAAAAAAGCAAAUUAACAGACAAGACGGGACCCAUAACGGCAUCUGUGAGGAGGCUGGAAAAAGAAAAACGUUUACCCUGUCAUUGCUAAAAAAUCACCAAUGUAAAAAAAUAAAGCUGCCAUACUAUUGUAUCAAAAUUUUGCAAGGUCAUAAGGACGAGGUGUGGUAUGUAAAUGUAUCGAAAAAUGGAAAGUACAUUGCCUCGGCAAGCAAAGAUAAGAGCAUAAUUCUAUGGAAGGGACUUUACCCAUUUAACAAACUAAGGGAAUGGAAUGGUCACGUGGAUGGAGUGAGUUAUGUCAUAUGGAGUCACAACAGUAAGUACCUAGUGUCCGGUUCUAACGACUCCAAUAUCAUCAUUUGGAGUCCAAAAAGUAAUAAAAAAAAAUUGAGCCUGACAAUGCACAACGGGCCUAUCACGUCGAUAUACUGGUCAAAAGACGAUUCUACGAUCAUAUCAUCUGCAUUCGACAAAAAAAUAUAUUGCACCAAGUUGAAUAAAGAACUGAAGGGUUUUUCAGUUGUCUACGCUUGGUCCUUUAGCACAAGGAUACAGAAUUUUGUUUUCACCAACAAUGAGAAAUACCUGAUUGCAGUUCCAUCAGAUAAAAAUGUACGUGUGAUAGAUUUUGCUAUAAAAAAGGAGCUAUAUAUUUUACCUGAAUAUGAUACCAUCACAUCUGUGUGUGCUUCUAGCUUGUAUAAUCAUAUCCUGGUGAACAUAGCUGAUCAGAGACCCACUGUAAAAUUAUGGGACGUGAAACAUAGGUAUAUUAUUCAGACAUAUCGAGGACACAAACAGGGGAGGUUCAUCGUACACUCCACUUUCGGGGGGAAGAAAGAAGAUUAUGUUAUUAGCGGCAGUGAGGAUAGCUUAAUUUACAUUUGGCACAAAACUAAGGGAUUUCUUCUAGAUGUGAUAAAUGGACACGCUGCCACUGUCAGCAUUGCUAUAUGGCCCCUCGCGAGCUCCAAGUUCCCCUACAUGGUAUCCGCCUCGGAUGACCACACCAUCAUGGUUUGGAACGUCCACCCCAAGGCCACGACCAUCCGCAGGGACUCCCGGAGACGACGGAAAAAGUUCAUCCACCCCUUCCUGCGCGAGCUCACCAAGUUUCGCCCGGUCGCGCGGUGA